Molecule: messenger RNA, 480 nt
Organism: Kluyveromyces lactis
Lineage: Eukaryota; Fungi; Ascomycota; Saccharomycetes; Saccharomycetales; Saccharomycetaceae
Gene: UBC13
Product: E2 ubiquitin-conjugating protein UBC13
Exons: 2
Coding region: 1-480 (159 amino acids)
Biological process (GO): protein K63-linked ubiquitination; DNA damage tolerance
Cellular component (GO): nucleus
Molecular function (GO): ubiquitin conjugating enzyme activity
Source: RefSeq, a predicted model, not a curated record
AUGGCAGCAUUACCCAAGAGAAUUAUCAAAGAAACUGAAAGGUUAGUGAGCGAUCCGGUCCCCGGAAUCACUGCAGAACCACAUGAGGAUAAUUUACGUUAUUUCCAAGUGACGAUAGAGGGUCCGCAGCAAAGUCCCUAUGAAAAUGGGGUCUUCCAACUAGAAUUGUUCCUACCGGAUGAUUAUCCAAUGGAAGCACCAAAGGUAAGGUUUUUGACAAAAAUAUACCAUCCCAAUAUCGAUCGGUUAGGUAGAAUAUGUCUCGAUGUUUUGAAAAAUAAUUGGUCACCUGCCCUUCAAAUCAGAACAGUACUUUUGUCCGUGCAAGCCUUGCUUGCAUCUCCGAAUCCGAAUGAUCCGUUAGCUAAUGACGUCGCUGAGGAAUGGAUCAAGCAUGAAGAUACCGCAAUUGCAAAGGCAAAAGAAUGGACCAAACUUUACGCCAAACCUACUCAGGAUGAGGAACCAGCAAAAGAAUAA